UUUUUCCAUUCGUAUCGGCAGCAGGAUUUUUCCAUCCACAUGAUCCAGGAUUUCAUCCAGGCUUUGCUCUGCGGAGGAUCCAGGAGUCUGCCCGUGAGGCUGUUCUCGGCAUAAACAAUGCCCUCACGAACAGGGCUGGUUGCUUUGCUCAAAGGAGCGCUGAGGAGCUUGAAUUAUGGCCUCGCGACGUAAUCCAUCUUUUACUCCAUCUGUGAGCUGCUGCUACUUUCAAGUAGGUGACGAAAAAGGGACGCAGUUAAUGGGGUAAGAGAUGGAUCGUAGUGACUUCUAAUUCAAGAGCAGGCGGGCAGAAAGUUCUCGUGGGUGAACGAUCCUAGGGAAAAAGCAGCACGCAUUGUUGCGCACAUGCUGAUCGAUGUAUAUAUAGAUUAAGGGUCGUUCCCGUAUUGGUACUGCAUCCUUCACGACGACCAUGCUUGGCCGUUUUUCAAGUGAAAAACAAGGCAAGGCAGGUGUCCUGAAGAGUGCAAAAAUAGCGCAGCCUCUAAUUAGGCUGCGACAAAACAGUCAUCAAGGAAUCCGACUUCCGUACGAAAGGUUUUUGUCCUUUCAAGGAGGGUCUUUGGAGAUCGCAGCACCGGGCACCUAACCUUGUCCAGACUACCUCCCGACUGACCGUGGAUGAUGUCUUGCAGAAGAAGGUUUUUACAACCACUGACCCCUAUAAAGCCUGGAGCAAUAAGUUGGCGACGCUCUACAAUGCACUUCUGGAGUGGGACGAAGUCGUUUUUGGUGAGAGAUUCCGCAACGGACAGGAAGAAUUAUGGGUUUCCGAAUUACGUCCCUCACUACCAUCCUGCCGGGCUCCUUUUCAAGGGGAAACUAGGCCAAGGAUGUUCUGAAGAAUGCAACUCCGCAACCUCUAAAAGAAGUAGAAUUUUAUCUGUCGCUGCUAGGUCGCGUGGAAAAGUGUCGCAAACUUCUGCUGGACGAAGACGAGGAAGGAAGUAGUCGUCCUGUUGAACAAGAAAGUACUUCUCCUCAAGAACUUUUUGAUAAAGAAGUAUUAAUAGACGUCAACACGACGAUCCGCAAAGUCUUACAAGCGGUGCGUGGAUAUGGCCUAGAGGACCUAAACUCAUCUACUGAGAGUGAAACCCUAGUUGUAAGCUCGUGCACUGAUGGAGGAGAUACCGAGAGGACCUUGCCUCCCGUUGAGGCGAAUCCGCAUCGUUCUUCGGACGGGUCACCAGCGUUCUGGGGAAACUUGAGGAACUUCCGGAAGAACAAGCUAUUCAAGAAUUUGAGCACUAAGCGUCGACGUAAAAAAACUUCUCCUUGGGACCAGUGGCCUCGUUUCACACAGUUGCUUCUGAGGUCCAGCGAAGAUCUGAAGCCACCUAUGGGAGGAGUUUUCAUUGCGGUCCUCAAUGAGCUAGAGGUCUAUUUGCAGUACCAAUUCCUUGUAGCCGCUCUUCGCUCGUUUCGGGAGGACCAUGAUCGGGAGGACGACCAUCCGGAGGGCUACCACCGUGGUCAGGACAAUCACAACAUCUGGGCGUCGAUGUGCUGUUGUAGUUAUUCUGUUGAGAAUCAUGCUGAUGGAGAAGAUUUAGAAGAUUUUUAUCGUUAUUCAUCUCUAUCUCAAGCGUGCGAGCCUCUUGUUCUUCGUACCUGCAGUUUCUCAGUCUCACCGUGCGUUACACUGCACUGUCUCAAUGCCACUUGCAAGACGAGCCACUUGAUGUCGCCAUGUGCUACGAUGCGAGAGAAAGCCGUGAUGAUGUCGUCCCGAGGAGUGUGCGGUGCUUGCGCCGAAAAGUGCAUUGUAAAUCUCAUCGAAAGCAGGCUUCUCCCAGAAUUGAAACGCCGCGCGCAAGACAGACGGGAUGCCGUUGACAGACUCAAGAACAUGUAGUUGUACGAGUAAAGUCUAAGUCAGAUGAAAAAAUGCGCUAGCCGCGCUAGAAAUGAAAUCUCUGGAUAUCUACGAGGAGGAGCAUGACUGUUGAUGUUCUUCUUUAAGAGUUGUACCAAGAAUAGCAACAUGAACUUGCAGAUGGAUGGGUCGUUGAUGUUGUCGUGGGAGUCGACCUUGUAGUCAGCUGCCAUUUUGUCUCUUCGGUGGCCACGAACGGCCAUAGAAGAUAUCAGGGACACUCACAUGACAUGACCAUGGCGGAAAUUGAUUCGAGGAUGCCAUAAUGGAUGAUUCAAUUGACGCCGUAGAUGAUUAAGAUUUAAGAAUUGAAGCCCUGUUGGAUGAUCAUUAAAAAGGUGUACUAGUUUUUUCUUCCGCCCUAAAGAACGACGACUGAUCUGUCCCAAUAUUGAUUUUUCCGUCAUUGCCUCAUGAAGGACCCACAUCAACUUUUAGGCAUGCUGAUGCUCUGGAUUUGUUUCAUCAUGGAGGAAAGCUUGAUUAUUGGCUAUCCGUGUGGAUAUCGAUAACGAUAUUACUUAUCUGAAGCACGAACAAGAUGUAAAAUUCUUUCAAAAUCCUAACG
This is a messenger RNA of Amoebophrya sp. A25, 2468 nucleotides long. The record is from the annotation of a GenBank genome assembly. NCBI's taxonomy places the organism in Eukaryota, Dinophyceae, Syndiniales, Amoebophryaceae.